Molecule: messenger RNA, 1722 nt
Organism: Andrographis paniculata
Lineage: Eukaryota; Viridiplantae; Streptophyta; Magnoliopsida; Lamiales; Acanthaceae
Exons: 3
Coding region: 1-1722 (573 amino acids)
Molecular function (GO): zinc ion binding; nucleic acid binding
Source: RefSeq, a predicted model, not a curated record
AUGAGUAAAAAAGGUAGAUCUACGUCGAGACCUCCACUAUUUGAUGGAACAAGUUAUCGAAGUUGGAAGAACAAAAUAGAAGCCUUUAUGAUGUUACAAGGUGAAGAUGUUUCUGAAGCUGUUGAAUCUGCAUGGUCUCAUCCCAUAAAGACCAUCAAAGAUGAAGACAAUAUCAUCUCUCUUGUGAAGAAACAAAAAAGAGAAUUGACUCUCAAUGAAAAGGCUGCUGCAAUCGCUAACUCGAAAGCUCUUUUUUCGAUCUUCAACACUGUAGAUGAAUCUCAAGAGAAGCUAAUAUCCAACUGCAAAGUUGCUAAGGAAGCAUGUGACAUUCUGGAAAAUGCAUUCGAAGGUUCUGUACAAGUUCGAGAAUCAAAGCUGGAUCAUGUUGAAACUUUGUUUGAAGGACUGAAGAUGAAUGAAGAUGAAACUAUUGUUGUUUAUCAUAACCGAUUCAUGGAUGUUGUGAAUCAAGCUGAAGCUCUUGGAAUGCACUUUGAAGAAAAGAGACUGGUGAGGAAGAUGCUUAAAAGUCUCACAAAAAAUUUUAGGCCCAAGGUGAUUAUGCUCGAUGAACCACCAAAACUGAGAAAUAUGACAUUGGAUGAAUUGUAUAGUACUUUGGUGGGCUAUGAAAUGAACUAUCUCGAAGACGAAGCACCCAAAAGUGUGGCUCUGAAUGCUGAAGACUUGGAGAUGAUAGAGUCUAAUGAAGAAAUGGCACUACUGAGCCGUAAACUUUCUCGAAUGAGCAGUGAGAAACGAGCUGCCAAGCUGAAGUUUGGGAAGUUUCAAAACAGAAAUAGCUAUCAGGGAGGAGAGACAGUUCAAGAACCCACCUGUUAUGGAUGUGGUGGUGUUGGACAUAUUAAAUCUGAGUGCCCAAUGGUAAAGAAAAAUGAGAAAAGAGCAUAUCAAGCUACCUGGAGUGACAAUGAAGAUGGUGAAUCUGCUGGUGGUGAUGAGCAGACUGAGAAUCAUGAAGUUGUUGCAUUCAUGGCAAAUGCUGAUGAAUCCAGUGAUGAAAAAGAAGAAUUUAGUUCUAAAAAUACUGUUGAGUCAAGGGAACUUGAUGCCGAUGAGUUGAUUGAGGCUUAUGAGGAGAUGGUAGUCGAACAAAAGAAAGCUGUUGUGAAAAAUAAAGAACUUCUGGAUACCAUUUAUCGUUUGGAGGAUCAAAAGGAGAAACUUGAAGAUGAACUUGAGAAGUUGAUUAAGAUUACUGAUAAUAAAUUUGCUGAGACAGAGAGGUUGAAGUCAGAGAAUCUGAAGUUGAAGGAUGAAAAUGAUAGACUUCGGAAAGGAAAGGAAAAAUUAGAUGAAGUCCUUUCAAUUGGUGGUCUGCUUACUGAUGUCAAACUUCGAGAGAAGAAAUCAACACAAGUCUGGAAACAUAAUCCAAGGAAGAGAAGAAGCAGAAACAGGAACAGAAACCGCAGAGGAAUUCAAAAUGAUAAGUCGAAGCUGUCACAACCUACUGACUGUAAGUACUGCAUGUAUCCUGGUCAUUCGGCUGAGAAAUGCUUGAAGCUGGCAAAAGACGUUAUCAAUGGAAGACACAUUCAAUGGCCUACUGAAGGUUUCAAACAAAACAUAAAAUUCAAAUUGGUGUGGAUGCCUAAGGAAACUCAGAAACAGUUGGAGUGCAAUAUGAUCUUGUCAAGCCAAGAGUUACCAGAGCUGAUCGAUGGUACUUUGAUAGUGGUUGGUCAAGGCACAUGA